CUGCCAAGAAAUAAAAAUAGCGAGUAAUUCGGUUUGACGCAAUUUAGAAGUGUUAUUGCUUAGGUAUGAAUAUUAUUCUACUUAAUAGUAAUUUUACACAAAAUCAACAUUAAAUGUAUGACCCUUAAAUGUAAUAUUUCUGACAUUGUCAUUUUUUGUGAUGAGUUAGUAUGUGUUAGAGUGUCUCUAACGGUACCUGUGGCGGAUUAGUAACUAUACAUUUUUUAUAUGUCUAAGGAUAGGUGACAUUACCAUGUACGGUAUUGAAUUUGAGUAGAAGAAAUAAAAAAAAUUGAAAUAACUUGCAUUUAAUGUAAACUGUGUAAUAGGUACUGUGCCGUACGUGAACUUCAUAAAAAAUAUGGAACAGAAAGAGACUUAUGUUCCUAAUACCGAUAUUUUUACCUCAAAGAAUUUCAGGACCAUUUUAGUCGAUGACAAAAACAUAAAGUUGCAAACAACAGAUCCGGAGUAUAUUAUUGAAAAGACUUAUGAUCCUUAUAAAAACAGGGACUUAGAUCAUCCAAACAGUUUUCUAGGAGCCUUUUUGCAUCUAGUAAAAGGUUCUCUAGGAACAGGCAUAUUGGCUGUACCCAGAGCAUUUAAAUCCGCUGGCCUCUUAGUAGGAACUAUAGGUGCCAUUUUAAUAGGAAUAUUAUGCACGCAUGCCAUACAUUUACUAGUGAAAGCCUCCCACAAAGUUUGUAUAAAAAAUAAGCUGCCUAGUUUAGGUUAUUCGGAUACUGCCAAGGAGGUCUUCCUACACGGACCUAAAUCUAUACAAAAAUAUGCUCCCUUUGCCAAAGGAUUUGUGGAAAUUGCACUUAUGUCAACGUACUACUUAAGUAAUGCUGUUUAUAUUGUUUUCAUAUCAGUAUCACUUACGAAACUAUUUUCGUAUUAUUAUCCUGAAAUUGCAUGGUGGGAUCAUUACAUCUUCAAGUUGAUAAUAUUGCUGCCUCUGCUGGGUCUAUGUCAAAUUAGGGAGAUCAAACAUAUGGUUCCGUUUUCCUUUAUUGCUAACAUCAUGCUGGCUGUAGCAUUCGGUAUAACGGCAUACUAUACAGUUUCUGGUUUACCAAGUGGAGGACAAUCGGAUGCUAAACUAGCUACAAGUCUUUCUGGUAUUCCAUCUUUCCUAAGCACUGUUCUGUUUGCUAUGGAGGGAAUAGGUACUAUAAUGCCUGUAGAAAAUUCUAUGACCGAACCUAAAUUUCUCGGAUGGAACGGGGUACUGAACUGCGCCAUGGUUUUGAUAGUCGCUCUGUUUACGGUAAUAGGAUUCCUUGGAUAUUAUAGAUAUGGGGAAGAUACUGAAGUGACAAUUACGAAGAAUUUACCAGAUGAUGAAAUUCCAGCCCAAAUUGUGCAAGCCGCAAUAUCUGUUUCUGUCUUCUUUACAUUCAUGCUAAUCUUUUUUGUACCUGCUGAUAUUAUGUGGAGGAAAUUGAAGGGUAAAAUUUCCGAGGAGAAGCACAAUAUUAGUCAAAUAAUAUUAAGGGUGGUUAUGCUGGUGUUAAUCACAGGUGUGGCUAUUGCUGGUGGAGAACAUCUUGGUGGAUUGAUAGAUUUAAUAGGAGCAAUAUUUUUCUCGUCCUUGGGAUUUUUUGUACCAGCUCUACUAGACACAAUUGUCGAUUUGGAAGAGGGAUGGGGAAUUUUCCAUUGGAGACUGAUAAAAAAUAUUUUUAUAAUGCUGUUGGCGAUAUUUGCUCUAGUUUGUGGAAGUUACUAUGCCGUUGUAAAUUAAAUUUCUUACGAAAUUCC
This is a messenger RNA of Sitophilus oryzae (rice weevil), 1767 nucleotides long. Its product is annotated as proton-coupled amino acid transporter-like protein CG1139. Gene Ontology annotation, molecular function: amino acid transmembrane transporter activity. Lineage: Eukaryota; Metazoa; Arthropoda; Insecta; Coleoptera; Curculionidae. The record is from RefSeq and is a predicted model, not a curated record. Gene Ontology annotation, biological process: amino acid transmembrane transport. The coding region runs from base 362 to 1750 and encodes 462 amino acids. The transcript has 10 exons. Gene Ontology annotation, cellular component: vacuolar membrane.